Messenger RNA from Notolabrus celidotus (New Zealand spotty), 2006 nucleotides. Its product is annotated as golgin subfamily A member 6-like protein 22. The record is from RefSeq and is a predicted model, not a curated record. NCBI's taxonomy places the organism in Eukaryota, Metazoa, Chordata, Actinopteri, Labriformes, Labridae. The transcript is spliced from 2 exons. The coding region runs from base 197 to 1858 and encodes 553 amino acids.
ACACAGAAACUGAAUGUGAUGAAAGAUCACUGGCAAUUUUUCUUUUUGACUAUGACAUCACAAAGUAGUUUAGAGUGUUGAGUCAGGGUAGGCUGUAAACCACAAAAGCCAACAAGCAGCUCACAGAUCCAGACCUGAGACACAACCGUGUGGAAAAAGACUUUGCGAAUCGCUUUUAAUUCUUUUAAACCUAACAAUGUCAUCAGCAUUAGCAACGACUUUUUCAAAAAUGUGGACUAAACUAACAGCACCAAAGCUCAAGAGCUGUUUAAAGAGCCCAUGGAAAGAUUCUGAGGGAAUCCCAAAGAAGAAAGUGAAAUUUAAUUCGAUGGUCGAAAUAUGUUACUUUACUAGAAAGGAGAAGGAGUCCGUACCAGAAGUUGGGGGCUCUAAUCAGCUCCAGUACCCGACUACAACUGAGCGAAACCUCCUCCCAUCUGCCCGAGUUAUGAUGGAAGAGGAGGAAUAUGAUAAACAGCGCAAGGUGAAGAAGCAGCCUGUUGAGACUAAUAGAAGGAAGAGGCCGCUCUGGGAGCAGAGAUGGAGAAAACAGACUAAAGAUUACAUCAGGAUAUCUGAGGCAGAGCUCGAAGAACUGAAUAACACCCCGAUACAUUCAGUUCCACUUUCAUUGAGACAUUUAAAAGAAAGUGACAUAAUAAUUCAAGAUCUAAAGAACAAGCUGAAUGAAGCAGGUAACCACCACCUGCGUCAUGCCUCCAUAUCCCUGGACCUUGUGGACACCUUGUUGGAAGAUGAGGAUGAGUUGAAGACAUUAGAGGCUCAGUUGGAGGAAAGUGCCUCCAAACUUAGAGCUCAGGAGGACAAUAGUCAGGCGCUGCAGAAGGAGGUGGAGGACCUCAGAGAACAGCUUCAAAGGAGGGAACCAAUCAGUCCCACUACAGAGACAGUCAAACCAAGACAUGAGAUAGUUGAGGAAGACCCUGAGACGAUCCAAGAAGAACAUCCAGUGGACAAGGAGGAAAAACAGACAAAGCUCAAGAGCUAUGUAAAGCACCCAUUGAAAGAUUCUGGGGAAAUCCUAAAGAACGGAGGGCAAUUUAAUUCUGUGGUCAGUGUAUGUUCCUUUACUAGUAAGGAGGAGGAGUCCGUACCAGAAGCUGGGGGCUCAGAUCAGCUCCAGUACGUGACUGCAACUGAGGGAAACCUCCUCCCAUCUGCCCGAGUUAUGAUGGAAGAGGAUGAAUACCAUAAACAGCGCAAGGUGAAGAAGCAGCGCAAGGUGAAGAAGCUGCGCAAGGUUAAGACUAAUAGAAGGGAGAGCCAACCCUGGGAGCAGAAAUGGCGAAAACAGACUGAAGAAUACAUCAGGAGAUAUGAUGCUGAACUCGAUGUACUGAAUAGGAUCCUGAUAGUUUCGGCUAGAGAUACAAAAGGACGUGGCUUAAAGAUUAAAAAUCUAAAGAAGAAGAUGUAUGAUGGAAUGUACCUGCACCUGGUUCAUUGCUCCAGAUCCUUGAAUCUCGUGGACACCAUCAAAGUCCAACAUGAGCAGAAGUGGAAGACAUUAGAGGCUCAGUUGGAGGAAAGUGCCUCCAAACUUAGAGCUCAGGAGGACAUUAGUCAGGCGCUGCAGAAGGAGGUGGAGGACCUCAGAGAACAGCUUCGAAGGAGGGAACCAAUCAGUCCCACUACAGAGACAGUCAAACCAAGACAUGAGAUGGUUGAAGAAGACCCUGAGACGAUCCAAGAAGAACAUCCAGUGGACAAGGAGGAACACGAGGAGAAUAUCUCUCUCUGGAGGAGGUUCAAAAAAUUUCUCACUCCAAAACACAAACGUUUAUUUAAGUCCAAACGCAUGAAGAAAGAGAAGGAAGAGGCCAGUGUUUCCAUGUGAAGAAUCUUGUAGUUUCUGACUGCCAGGACUUCACUUGUUGACACGUCUGGGUUUUCCCCGGGUACUCCGGUUAGCCCACACAGUAAAAGUUUGAUUUUUUUUUGUAUCUUUACCGAUUGAAAAAAAUAAAAUGAUUGGAAAAAAAAAA